Arachis stenosperma is the source of this 4778-nucleotide messenger RNA. Its product is annotated as pentatricopeptide repeat-containing protein At3g12770. Lineage: Eukaryota; Viridiplantae; Streptophyta; Magnoliopsida; Fabales; Fabaceae. The record is from RefSeq and is a predicted model, not a curated record. Bases 213 to 2405 code for a protein of 730 amino acids. The transcript has 2 exons. Gene Ontology annotation, molecular function: zinc ion binding; protein binding; RNA binding. Gene Ontology annotation, biological process: RNA modification.
UUACCCAGUUAUAUGACUUGGUCAAUUACCGGUUUGGUUCUGAAACAUAUCAGACGCGGUGGAGAUGGUAGCGCGAAGAGAGGUCAUACAGUGGAUAGCGGGAAGACUUGUGCUGUUACUCUUGCGGCGGCGUCUGUGUGGUCACGGUGGCUAUUUAUGGUGUGGGUAACGGGUUGGCAGUGUGGUAACCAAGAACGAAUAACUUGUUGGCUAUGGUGUCUCUGUUUCAGCAAUCAUCGUGUGUUAUUGCUACAAAUUACCAAAAGUUUAAAUCUUUUGAAAUACCCAAAUGCUUGUUCUUCCUCAAUUUUCUCAAACAUUUUUGUUCUUCACCAGCACUUGCCUUCGAAGAACCUUGUGUUAAAAUUGAUCCUAGCUUCAAUUCGGAUUCUUUCUAUGCUUCUCUUAUUGAUAAUUCAACACACAGGAACCAAUUGAAUCAGAUACAUAGCCAGUUAUAUGUCUCGGGGUUGCAGCAUAAGGGGUUUCUCAUGACAAAACUUGUUAAUGGAAGUUCAAAUAUUGGAGAAGUUUGUUAUGCACGCAAGGUGUUCGAUGAAUUUCGCCAUCCAGAUGUGUUUAUGUGGAAUGCUAUUAUCAGGAGUUAUUCGAGAAGCAACAUGUUUAGGGAGAGUGUUGAAAUGUAUAGCCGGAUGAGAUCGGCAGGGGUGCAUCCAGAUUGCUACACUUUUCCUUAUGUGCUCAAAGCUUGUACUGAGUUGUCGGAUUUCGGUUUGAGCCGGUUAGUUCAUGGUCAGGUGUUCAGAUAUGGGUUUGUUUUGGAUGUGUUUGUGCAGAAUGGCCUUUUGGCGUUGUAUGCUAAAUGUGGUCAGAUUGGUAAUGCAAGAGUGGUGUUUAAUAGGUUGUGUGAUAGAACUAUUGUUUCAUGGACUUCGAUCAUUUCUGGAUAUGCGCAGAAUGGGGAAGCUAUGGAAGCUUUGAGAUUGUUUGAUCAAAUGAGAAAAACCGAUGUGAAACCUGAUUGGAUUGCUCUGGUAAGUAUUAUGAGGGCUUAUACUGAUGUGGAUGACCUGGAGCAAGGAAGAUCUCUUCAUGGUUGUGUCAUCAAAAUGGGUCUUGAAGAUGAGUCCGAUUUGCAUAUUUCGCUUAUAGCAUUGUAUGCAAAAUGUGGUCAGGUGACAGUUGCAAGAUCUUUCUUUGAUCAAAUGGAGACGAAUAAUGUGAUUAUGUGGAAUGCAAUGAUAUCUGGUUAUGCAAAAAAUGGUCAUGCCGAGGAAGCAGUACAACUAUUUCACGACAUGAUCAGAAGAAAUAUACAACCAGAUUCUGUCACUGUUAGAUCUGCAGUCUUAGCUUGUGCACAAGUUGGUUCCGUUGAAUUAGCACAAUGGAUGGAUGACUAUGUUACUGCGAGUAAAUAUAGAACUGACAUCUUUGUUAACACCACCCUCAUAGACAUGUAUGCAAAAUGUGGAAGUGUAGAAUUUGCUCGCAGGGUAUUCGAUCGUACAUCUGAAAAGGAUGUUGUUGUCUGGAGUGCAAUGAUUAUGGGAUAUGGAUUACACGGUCAAGGCUGGGAAGCAAUUUGUCUUUUCCAAGCAAUGAAACAAGCAGGGGUUUGUCCAAAUGAUGUCACCUUUAUUGGGCUUCUCACAGCAUGCAAUCAUUCUGGCCUUGUAAAACAGGGUUGGGAGCUGUUCCAUUGCAUGAGAGACUUCGGAAUUGAGCCUCGCAAUGAGCAUUAUUCAUGUGUGGUUGACCUCUUGGGGCGCGCAGGUUAUCUAGACAGAGCUUUUGCUUUUGUCAUGACAAUGCCAAUUGAACCUGGUGUGAGUGUUUGGGGAGCACUUCUGAGUGCAUGCAAGAUCCAUCGCCAUGUAACAAUGGGAGAAUAUGCAGCAAACAAGCUAUUCUCGUUGGAUCUUUAUAACACAGGACACUAUGUACAACUCUCUAAUCUCUAUGCUUCCUCGCGUAUGUGGGAUUGCGUUGCACGUGUUCGUGUUCUUAUGAAGGAAAAAGGGUUAAAUAAAGACCUUGGAUUCAGUUUAAUUGAGAUCAAUGGGAAACUGCAGGCAUUUCAUGUAGGCGAUAAGUCGCAUCCAAGGACCGAGGAAAUCUUCAAUGAGCUUCAGAGAUUGGAGAAAAGGUUGAAGGAGAUUGGGUUUGUCCCUCAUACAGAUUCUGUUCUGCAUGAUCUGAAUUAUGAAGAGAAGGAGGAGAAUCUUUGUGUUCAUAGUGAGAGGAUUGCAAUUGCUUAUGGGCUAAUUAGUACUGCUCCUGGAACGACGCUUAGAAUCAUAAAGAAUCUUAGAGCAUGUGUAAACUGUCAUGCAGCAAUAAAGCUUAUAUCAAAGCUUGUUCAAAGAGAGAUCAUUGUAAGGGAUUCAAAUAGGUUUCAUCAUUUUAAGGAUGGUUUGUGUUCAUGUGGAGACUAUUGGUGAGAGAGAUGAAGUAUGAUUUAUGAAUGGCUCACAGGCUCAACCUCAAAACCAGCUAUUGUGGCUUGCCAUCAUUUCUCAAGAUGAAUUAACUGUUAGAAUUUGAAAUCCAAUACUUACACUGAGAUUGUUUGAAACAAUGCAUAUUGACUAAGGAAUACUCAGCAUACUCCUAAAGCUAAUUCAACCAGUUAUUAUUGGGAAUUGGGAUAAGAAAAUAGAGAAGGUGAUGACAAGAAUCAAAAUAUACUUAGAGCAGUCAAAGAUAAAAGUUCAAAAUAAUCUUGUCUCUGAAGGUUUUUAAAGAAAUUGACGGUUAACAAUUUGUCAGAUUUUGUUGAAUACUAUUAUAUUUGAUAUUACGUGUAUAUAUUUUCUUCUAAUUAAUCAAGUUAAAUUCAUUUCAAGUCUAAAAGUGUAUAGAAACUAUUUUGUAUUAUUUGCAAUUAUUUUUUUAAUUAGAAAAAUGUAAAUGGGAAAGAUGGGAAAUAGAAGAGAAAGGUGGUGGCAACAUAGAGAAGAUAAAGAGAAAGAGAACGUAACAUCACGAACCAUUUGGAUCUUCUCUUCUUUGAUCUCUGAAAGACACCAUUUUUGGGAUUUUUUAACCCAUUUCUCUUCAUUCACCAUUUUUUAUCUGUGUAUUUUAAUUGUUCUGUAUAUUUUAAUAUUGUUAUCUGUAUAUUCUAGUUUUUUUUCUUGUGUUACUUCAAUUCUAGGGUUUGAUUCAUGAUAUUUGUGGUGUGUUGCUAAGAUGUGGUUGUCAAAUACUCAAAUUGUGUAGUCUAUUUAUUGGCAAAAUCUGUCCAUGAAUGAAACAAAUAUGAGAGGAAAAAGAAUUUAUCGAUAUAUAUAAAAUGAAUUGAUCCAUAUGACUCUGAAUGUUAUUUUCCUGCUAAAUUGAUCAAGAUAAUGGGGAGUGGGUUUGGGGAUAGUCACCUAAUCCUAUGGGAUGGAAUAAAAUUUGGAAGAUGGUCAUAAGAAGAGUUGUGGUAUUUUAUCUGUAAGGGGUAUUUGCUAUUUAGAAGUUCUAUGAUAAUUCAGUAUGUAACACAGAGAAGGGGAUUCUGUUGGCACUCUAGAACAGCAGAAGUAUGUCUUUACACUGGAACAUAUGAUGCACUUUUUUAUGUUUAUGAUUUGUUCCCUUUAUGUUGACCUAGACAUUUUGCUUUUCAAAAACAAUAAUAAAAUAUAUUGAUUCUGUGCAUCUUUGUUUACCAUGGAAUUAAAGGUUUGGUGUUAAUUUUUAUGAAAACAUCACAUCACUUAUAUUUUCUUACUUUCUUUUGUUCCGGUACUGGACAAAAAAUCUGUGUUGUAUUACAAAUAUUUGGAUGAACAUUUAAAGAAAUAUAGUUUUAGUUUCUGACCUUAUAACCAUGUAUUUCUGAAUUAUUUGUUUACAUGAGAUUCAUUGCAAUGUUUGAAGCUUCUAUUGAUAUCAGUUCUCAAGUUUUAAUUUGUUAAUAUGAAUGUAUCUUUUAUUGCAGGUUUGUUGUAUGUUUUCAGAAUUCUAAAGCAGUAAUUGUUUUCAGGCUUCAAGGCAUAAAAUUCUGACAUGGAUCCAGAACCCAAGUGAGCCCUUUUUUCUUUUUUGGCUUUUUCUUCUAUGUUUGAAACAAUGCAUAUUGACUAAGGAAUACUCAGCAUGCUCCUAAAGCUAAUUCAACCAGUUAUUCUUGGGAUAAGAAAAUAGAGAAGGUGAUGACAACAACCAAAAUAUACUUGAGUUGUCAAAGAUAAAAGUUUAAAAUAAUCUUGUCUUUGAAGGUUUUUAAAGUAAUUGACAGUUAACAAUUUGUCAUAGAUUUUGUUGAAUACUAUUAUAUUUGAUGUUAUAAUGUGUAUAUGUUUUCAUCUAAUUAAUUAAGUUAAAUUCAUUACAAGUCUAAAAAUGUAUAGAAACAGAGAGAGAUGGCAGCUCCACCUGCUGGGGAACGUGCCGAUUACGAUUACCUCAUCAAGCUCCUUCUUAUUGGCGAUAGCGGUGGAUUAUUUGGGUUCUCGUUUACUUUCCAGAUCUUGUUCUCUAUAUCAAAUUAUAUAGAGAGAAGUUAUAACUUGGGAUUUUACAAUGGUUGAUGUGGCAAUGAGGUUGAAGAAGAUGUUGGAGAAGUACUUUGAUUCUCUACUUAGCUAGGCCUAGAAGUAAAGUAUAUAGCUGAGUAGCAGGCAUUUGAAGUUGUGCAAGUUACAUUAAGUUUAUAAGGCACACUGUGGAAUGGUGUUAAAGAAUGUUUAAGACAAAAUUAAGACGAGAAACUUGCAUAGGGAACUGAUUUUGAUUUAUGCUGUUGGGAUCCUAUUACCUGUAGAUAGCAGGGUUUUUUAUGGAAAGCAGUUCAUUAGUGUCUUCUCGGGCUGAUCUAAAAU